AACCGUUAAAUGCCGCUCCCCUAUCAUCUCCGAAAAUAGUUUGGUUACCUCGUAGAGACCUCGACCGAUUUUCUGUGAGUUUGUCGCGUUGUCUUGGUGCAGAUAGUUGAGAGACAGUUGGUGAAGUGAUCUGUGUCAAGCCGGUGUCAGAGAAACAUAGUGAGAAUGGCUUCGAAAGCUAAGAAAAGCUCGACGCCUCAACACGGGAGGCCAUCAAGCCCUCUAAGCCCUACGAGGCACUCCCGGAUGCAGGAGAAGCAGGAUUUACAAAACUUGAACGACCGUUUAGCUACUUACAUUGAUAAAGUCAGGUACCUGGAAGCUGAGAAUAACAGGCUCACGCGGGAAAUACAAUCAACACAGGAGACUGUGACCAGGGAGGUCUCCAACAUCAAGUCCAUGUACGAUCAUGAACUUUCGGACGCUAGGAAGCUGCUGGAUGAGACCCACAGGGAAAAGGCACGUCUGGAGAUCGACGUGAAGCGUCUUUUGGACGAAAACGACGAGUUGAAAGCUGAUCUAGCAAAGAAAUCCAAGGAUCUGGUUCUAGCAGAGAAUUCUGCCCGUAUCUAUGAGACAAGGUGCAAUGAAUUGCAGCUCAAGUACAAUCAAGCUAAUGGCGAUGCCAAAAAGGCUAUGGCCGAUGUUAGGGACCUGGAAAAGGAAAGAGACAAGUUGAGGAAGCUUUUGGACGAGCACCGUAAACAGCUCGAAGAAGAGUCUUUGGCUAGGGUAGAAGUUGAGAAUGCCAAUCAAAGUCUCAGAGAAGAGCUUUCAUUUAAAGACCAGGUAUACCAACAGCAGCUCACCGAAACCAGGACCCGUCGCCAGGUUGAGAUCAGCGAACUGGAUGGCCGCCUCGCCGAAAAGUAUGAGGCCAAGCUGCAGGAGACCCUGCAGGAUCUCCGCGACCAGUACGAGUCGCAGAUGGCCAACAACCGCCAGGAGAUCGAGCUGCUCUACGAACAGAAGAUCAAGAACCUGCAGGCGGCCAACGACAGGCACCAAUCUUCGGCCGCUGGCGCCUUGGACGAACUCAGGCAGGUCAGGACCAGGAUCGAUACGUUGAGCACAAGAAUAUCGGAGCUAGAGAACCAGAACGCCGGGCUCGUAGCCAGGGCUAGGGACCUGGAGAAACUGCUGGAGAACGAGCGUAUACGUCAUGCCGAAGACCUGGCGCUCUUGGAAAAGGAGUUGCAGAGACUAAGGGACGAAAUGACCAUUCAGCUGCAGGAAUACCAGGAUCUCAUGGACAUCAAGGUGUCCUUGGACUUGGAGAUCGCGGCCUACCGCAAGCUGCUUGAGUCUGAGGAGGCCAGGUUGAACAUCACCCCGCACGGCAGCGAACGAGAAGUGUCCCACCACAGCACCCGCAGCUCAUCGCAGCGCCGCACCCCCGUCCGCCUUGGGGCCAAGCGCAAGCGCACCCUCCUCGAGGAGAGCCAGGAGUCCAGCCUGUCCGACUACACGGUCAACAGCUCCUCCAAGGGUGAUAUCGAGGUCGCCGAAGUGGACCCGGAGGGUCACUUCGUUAAGCUGCACAACAAGAGCAACCAGGAGGUGGCUCUUGGGGGCUGGCAGGUCAUCCGUAGGGUCGGAGAGGACGAGACCCAGUUUAAAUUCCAUCGCUCCCUUAAGUUAGAGGCUAACGGGUACGUGACCAUCUGGAGCUCGGACCUGAAUAAGGACCACGAGCCGCCCAACAAUCUGGUGAUGAAGGGCCAAAAAUGGGUUAUCGGGGACAAUAUGAUCACCACAGUAUUGAAUAACAAUGGAGAUGAGGUCGCCGUCUCCGAACGGGUGAAGAGACAGCUCUCCAGUUCGCUGCUGAGACACAGAGAGGUGGCGGGGGGCUAUCACAUCGGCUCCGAGGAGCUGCACCACCAGCAGGGGGACCCGCAGGGCGACGAGAAGUGUCGACUGAUGUGAGACACGGCUCCCGUCUAGAAACAGUGUAGCGUUAAGAGUUAAGCCACAGACUUUGAGGAACGCGCCCAUUCGGUCCGCCCCUUCCGUUUCGCGGUGCAUUUCAGUUUGUUUCGUUUAUUCGAGAAUGUCGCCCCUCCUUUUUUAUUUUUCGUAAUUACACGGGCAGAAUGGACGCAGCUUCGUCUGUUAUUGACAAAAAACUUACAGUUGGUAGGCCCCCGUGGGAAUGUCCACAUUCCAGAGUAGUCCCCGACUGGGUUCGUCGCGGAUUUUUUUUUGCUCGGGACGAAUCUAGUCGGCCGUUAGGAUUUGUUUUAAACAAUUGAUGAUGGAUCGGUUGCUUGAAACGAACCUACUAGAUUUGUGGUUUGAAACUAUCGACCUUACAGUCGUUUGUUUCGGACAUUGCCAUAUUCGAUGUAUAGGAUUGACAAAUGCAGUUCACGUGUCAGGUUUUUGUCAAUAUUUUAUUUUUUGUACUAAAGUGUAAUGAAUCUCCUGAAAGGGAUUUAUAGAGCAAGUAAUAUGUUGAAUUAUAAAGACUUUUAUAUAUUUUUAUUUUAUAUAAGUAAAUAAAGGAGUUUAAUUUUUUUGAAUUUUAUAAGAAAUUUUGUGCGUAGCAAGCGUUGCAUUGUCCGUGAAUACUUUUCCAUUUGCCCAAGUUUGCAUUUUUUUUACAACUUUACCGUUCUGCAUUUUAAAAAAUUCUUGGUACGUAGGUUUAAGUAUAACUUUAUGCUUUUUUUGUAUUUCUUCCUUUUUUUUGUGUUCAAUAAAAUACAUUUACUUAUCCUUAGUUUUUAUUGUGCCUUACGACACACCAGCCGUAUUUUUUUUUUUUAAGUUAAUUGUUUGCAUGUCUAGAUUUUAGUCAUCACUGAGAAAAACAUUUAGUGUUAGUCGUGUACUUGAGAAUCGAUGUUUUUCACAAAAAUAAAGUAUAUUUUCACCAAA
Messenger RNA from Anoplophora glabripennis (Asian longhorned beetle), 2883 nucleotides. Its product is annotated as lamin Dm0. Bases 166 to 1929 code for a protein of 587 amino acids. The transcript has 5 exons. The record is from RefSeq and is a predicted model, not a curated record. NCBI's taxonomy places the organism in Eukaryota, Metazoa, Arthropoda, Insecta, Coleoptera, Cerambycidae.